CUCGAAUUUUGUGAGUUGAUGUCCGACGUUAUUCUGAAAUCGAGGAGACGAGUGGGGGUAAAGCUCCAAAACAAAAGGUAAUGUUAGUUUACAAUAACCAAGAAGACUCUCUUUUGUUUUAUUCCAUAAUACUAAACUCUUAACUCUCUCCUACAAAAUCUAUAUGCAACCCAGAACAUCGGAUCGUAUACGUAACGUUGUAAUUUCUUGAAAUGAAAAAAACAUAUUUGAAAAUAUUUUGACAAUCUAGAGAGAAGAAGAGUAAGAGGGACUAUUGCCCCCACAUUCCUCUUUAUGCGUUGAUCAAUCUUCAUCGGUGGUGAAUGAAAAAAGAAGAAAAUAACGUUAUUAUGCGUUCACACGUUCCAGUUUUUACUUUAUUUAUAUAAUAAAAUAAAAGAACCUUUUUCUUGUGUGCGAGUGUGAUUCUUUGACAAACGGGAAGUCGACUUCGCAGACAGAAACAAAAUUUCCGGACAUCGCAUUUGUCAAUUUCCCCACACCCGGGCCACCCCGUGGAGAUUCAGACAAGUCACAAGAGCACAAAAGCUAUCAUCUUCUUCGAAUGUGUGAUGUUUCCUUUAGCCCUUUUCACUUUCAUCUCUUUUGAGGCAUAUUAAGUGUUCGUUGAAAUGUCUGACUGAACCCAACUCCUCUGCUUCCAUCUGGUGAAGAAGAUUCACUUGGCUUUUCCACAGAAAAAAAGUUCCAGCUUUUCAGGCUAUCUGCGCUUAAAAAGUUAAAGCUGGAGUUUCUUAUUGUGAAGCUUUUUCUUAAUAGGCCAUGCGGUUUCUGCUUGAAGCAUUUCCUGUAACUCUUUUGUUUUCUCCAACUCCUGGGAACUGAUUAGGAGAAAGCUCAGCUCCUUUGUGGUAACUUUUUAAAAACAAAUGGGAUUCGGAGUUGGUGGUGGUGGAGUUAGUAAAAUGUUGGAUUUGAGGAUGGUCCAAAGCCACAAGCGUUCAAAGAGUGCCAGCUUUCCAGAAAAGAAAAGAGCCGAGGGAGAUAAACCUUCUUCGAAUACUUCUUUUGAAGCCUCUCAACGCAUCAAGCUGGACAUGGGUCGUUCAAAUGAAUCAACCAAAGACAAGCCUAAUCAUCAGUAUCAUUCAAUCACCGAAACUUCAUUGAAGCAAGAGAUUGAUCAGCUCGAGACAAGACUACAAGAUCAGUUUAAGGUUCGUUGUGCAUUUGAAAAGGCCUUAGGUUAUCCAACAGCUUCUUCGUACAUGCUGACUGAAGCAAACGACAUUCCUAUGCCCAAGCCAGCUAUUGAUUUGAUCAAAGACAUUGCGGUUCUGGAGAUGGAAGUUAUACAUUUGGAACAGUAUCUUCUUUCAUUAUAUCGAAAAGCCUUUGACCAGAAAAUCUCUUCUGCAUCUCCAAAUUCAGACAAGGAGAAGCCAAAGUCUCCUCCUGUGACAACCCCUAGAAGGUGUCUAGAACUUGCUGAAGAAGAUUAUACCACCCCAUCGAAAACAGAUGAUGAUGAUGUUAAUCAAAGUCAUUCAAAGGAGUCCAGCUUUCACCGUAGCCACUCGCACCGUUCAGCAUUUGAGAGUAGAAAAGCUUCUUCCCCGGAAGAUUCUUGGAGUGAAGCCAUCCGCUCUUGCCACUCCCAGCCGUUGUAUCCACAGAAUGGAGAAAAUCUAAUCAGUCUAGCUGAACAUCUUGGCACACGAAUCUCGGAUCAUGUUCCAGAGACUCCCAACAAGUUGUCUGAAGGAAUGGUCAAGUGUAUGUCAGAAAUAUACUGCAAGCUCGCAGAGCCACCUUCUUCUGUACUAAACCACAGACUUUCAUCAUCUCCAAACUCAUCUUUGUCAUCGAGUGCAUUCUCGCCCUCUGACCAAUACGAUACAUCGAGCCCUGGAUUGGGAAACAGCUCCUCUUUCGAUGUACGUUUAGAGAACUCUUUCCAUGAAGAAGGAGAUCAGAAGGACUUCAGUGGGCCUUACAGCAACAUGGUUGAAGUGCUUUGCAUUUACAGAGACGCCAAAAAGGCCAGUGAGGUCGAAGAUCUUCUGCAAAACUUCAAGUCGCUUAUUAGUAGGUUGGAGGAAGUGGAUCCAAGUAAGUUGAAACAUGAGGAGAAGCUGGCGUUCUGGAUAAAUGUGCACAAUGCACUUGUGAUGCAUGCCUAUUUAGCUUAUGGGAUUCCACAGAACAAUGUGAAGAGAGUCCUACUCCUACUCAAGGCUGCAUAUAACGUUGGUGGACACACGGUUAGCGCGGAAGCAAUACAAAGCUCUAUUCUUGGAUGCAAAAUGUCUCACCCUGGACAGUGGCUUAGACUACUAUUUGCUUCAAAGAAGUUCAAAGCAGGAGAUGAAAGAUUAGCUUACGCAAUCAAUCAUCCCGAACCUCUCCUACAUUUUGCACUUACUUCCGGCAGCCACUCCGAUCCCCCGGUGCGUGUAUAUACGCCAAAGAGAAUCAAGCAAGAGCUAGAAACGUCGAAAGACGACUACAUAAGAAUGAACUUACGCUUACGCAAUCAGAAAGUCCAACUUCCAAAGCUUGUGGAGACGUUUGCAAAAGAGUCCGGUUUAUGUCCAGCUGGUUUGACAGAGAUGGUUAACCAGAGUAUACCGGAAUCUUCGAGAAAAUGUUUGAAGAGAUGUCAAUCUGGUGGUAGUAAAUCACGCAAGGCCAUUGAUUGGAUCCCACACAGCUUUACAUUCAGAUAUCUUAUUCUUAGAGAAGCUGCCAAAUGAAAAAAAUAAUAAUUAUUAGUUCAUAAAAAAGAUUCUUCAUUCAUAUAAUGUGUGUGUCUGUGUAUAUAAAAAAGAUCGUUAAUGUCUAUGAUUGUCCCCACUUUCUAAUUCUGAUAAGGUUGUGUUUUCGUAUGGAUGAUUGGAUCUAGUUUCUUCACAGUUACUUAGCACCAAGGAAAGGAAUUAGUGUUACUGCCA
Eruca vesicaria subsp. sativa (arugula) is the source of this 2915-nucleotide messenger RNA. NCBI's taxonomy places the organism in Eukaryota, Viridiplantae, Streptophyta, Magnoliopsida, Brassicales, Brassicaceae. The record is from the annotation of a GenBank genome assembly.